Molecule: messenger RNA, 576 nt
Organism: Leishmania braziliensis MHOM/BR/75/M2904
Lineage: Eukaryota; Euglenozoa; Kinetoplastea; Trypanosomatida; Trypanosomatidae
Exons: 1
Coding region: 1-576 (191 amino acids)
Cellular component (GO): cytosol; mitochondrion
Molecular function (GO): peptidyl-tRNA hydrolase activity
Source: RefSeq, a predicted model, not a curated record
AUGGAUGUCGCAGCCGCGGACGAGGACAGCUGGGAGUGGAUAACGAGCAGCACCUCCGACGAGAACAGCGACAGUGUCGAUGUCGACAGCGAGUACGAGCACAUGGAGGCGUUGCGACUCAAAAUGGUCUUCGUCGUGCGCAGCGAAGUGGAGCUGAAUAUUACUGCACAGGAAGUGGUGGUGUUUACAGCGUCAGCUGGCAUUCAGUUAGUCGAGCUCCUUCAGCAAGAGACAAACCUGAGCGCGGCGCCGAGUACAUCCGCAUCCUUGUCGGUGGGCGUAGCGGGCUUGCAGGAUCAUCAGCGCUGGCGUCAUUGGUACCUGUGGUGGAAUCGCAUUGGUUGUGGCAAAGUUACGCUCAAGUGCCCCAACAAAGACACGAUGGAACGCAUCAUUGCUACCGCACAGAAGCACCGAUUGCCAAUGGUGCAGGUCCGGCACUCUGAGAUAGCGGUACCCGGAGCUGCGCAGACCACAACGGUGCCAAAAACAUCUGACGUUGUUGUCGUGGCGCUGGGUCCAGCCCCGUCGGAUGUGCUCGAGCCGAUCACGGGCUCAUUGAAACUCUAUUCGUAG